AGGGAAUAUAAAUAUGCAGUGUGAUCGUGGUGUAGCGUUUAGUCACCAUUUGAAGGUAUAAUCAUGUUGAAAUUUUCUCCUCUUCUGUUGCUAUUGCUUAUUCGAUUAAGAACGGCAACUGGUGCCAACGUUAUAACUGGAACCGUGAAGUUUUAUAUUUAUAACAAACAAUUGGAGCGUUUGGUAGAACUGUCAAACAAUAACAGUGACUUCGCUAGUAAUGGCUGUAAUCCUACGGAAGAGUUCACUGUUGUUGUGCACGGCUGGCGGGAAGGUAUUAACACCGAAUGGGUGAACGAAAUGAUGCCAAACAUGACAGCCUACCGGGGCGGGUGUAUCAUGUUUAUGAGCUACGGUGAAACUGGCAAUCAGAUGGACUAUUUCGGUGACCUUGUGCCCCACUUCGAAGAAUUGGCCAACAAUUUAACCAAUCAUUAUCGUCGGUUGGAGGCCUUCGGGUUCGAUCCGGCCGACGGUUUCGUUUUUGGGUUUAGUUUCGGUUCGCAGGUGGCGAUACAAUCUGGAAUAAAUUAUGGGGCCAACAAACUUGGCCGCAUUGAUGCAUGUGAACCAGCUGGUCCAGGUUUUGACGGUAACAGCCAACGGUCCUCGAUGGAUCCGACACAGGCUGCCAAAAGAGUUCAGUGCAUUCAUACCAGUUCGAACUACGGAACGAGUAAGCGAAAUUGUCACGUAGAUUGGGACAUGGGAGAAUGCGGCAAAAGCCAGAUUGCAGCGGGACCGUUCCCAAAGGGUUCGCACGGUUUGUGUCCUUACUUUUACAUCAGUGCCUUCACACACAACUUUUACGCUGAACCAAAACCCAAAGAUUGCACGUCAAGCCGCUACACUGGUAUUUGGCCUUCUGGCUACAAAAUGGGCUACUUUAGCGGUUCGAACAGUUCAUAUCAAGGGGAAGUUUUCUCUCCAACUACUAAAUAUUAUCCAUACAACGAUCCUAACCCUGUCACAAGCGGGUGCAUAUCUGCUGAUAUCUGGCAGUAAAGCAAAAUAAUCAUAUUAUCAUAUAGUCAGAAACAACGAUGAGAAAGCACAUUGAUUUAUAAAUUUAUCUUUUGAUUCAUGAUAAAUAUAGUGUGUUGGAAAAUAAA
This is a messenger RNA of Wyeomyia smithii (pitcher-plant mosquito), 1112 nucleotides long. RefSeq names its product lipase member H-like. Bases 64 to 1005 code for a protein of 313 amino acids. Gene Ontology annotation, molecular function: lipase activity. Lineage: Eukaryota; Metazoa; Arthropoda; Insecta; Diptera; Culicidae. The transcript has 4 exons. The record is from RefSeq and is a predicted model, not a curated record.